Anisakis simplex (herring worm) is the source of this 691-nucleotide messenger RNA. NCBI's taxonomy places the organism in Eukaryota, Metazoa, Nematoda, Chromadorea, Rhabditida, Anisakidae. The record is from the annotation of a GenBank genome assembly.
UGGACCUCCUGAUUUGAAAGCUCAACAAGCUGGCGACAUAACGUUGAAGGCUAGAGCUCAACCGGAGUUGCCGCAUCAAAACGCAGCAGCAGCAGCAGCAGCCUCAAGACAUCGCUACUCAACCGACCAACACCGAGCACCCCUCUCAAAAUCAGAACGACCCCGAGCUGCAAAACCAUUCGCUCCAGUUAACGGCGCCCAAAUGCGACCACCCACUGCCCCUAUCGGCCAAUUCCGUGGGCAACAACCAUGGUCACAGGUACCCCAGGGUGUUGGGCAGGUUUGGCAGCAGGCUCCACCCUUCCAACAACCCCAGCAGCCAGUCCAAGUGCAAGCGCAAGCCCGUUUCCCGGCUCAAUUCCAGCCUCAGCAAGUUCAGCCGCAAUUCCAAGGCCAAUGGCCACCACCAGCUCAAACCCAAUUCCUACAACCUCAACCUCAGGUCCCACAAGGACGAUGGCCAGGGCAAUUUCCAGCCCAGAACCCGCAAUUUGUGCCGUCAGCCCAGAGGCUUCCGUCGCCACCGCAGAUGUCCCGAUUUCAAGUGGCCCCUUCGGCCGCAAGACCACCGCCACCACCCCCUCUAGCUCAACGUUCCCGUGUUUUACCCGCGCAGGCAGUUCAACCUGCCCAACAGGCAUCUGCCCUAAUCCCAUGGAAUCAGCGGCAACAACCACCACGACAAAUACUA